GAGAUGAAUAAAGUGAGAGUUCUUUUUAGGGUAUAGAUGCCAGAUGCGGUUUGAUAAUAGCAUUUGGCAAAACCUAAUGAACGAAGAAAGAAAGAAAGAAAGAAUGUUUGGUUAAAUCAUUUGUCCUGCUCUUUUUUAUGUUUCUUGUGUUUAACUUCAAGCCUUUCCUCUUCUUCUGAUUUAUAUUAGCCAUCAUGUGAACUUUAUUUUGCAACAAAAUCAAGCAAAGAAAAAUGGAGAUUUCAUUGAGAGCAGGAUGCAUGGCAGUUUUUGCAGUGUCAGGAAGCGUUGUUCUUCUUUCCCUCAAAGCCCACAAGCACCUCAUGUCUGAUUUCAUGAACAAGAUUGAAUUUGAAUUUGGGAUAGUGAAAGGUGAAAAUGAGAAAAAGGUGAGGUUUUCGGAGGAUGAGGAGGUAUUGCCGUCGAACAAAAAUGGCCAUGAUGACCAUUACCCGGAGAAGGAAAAGAAGAGACAAGAAUCACUGUCAGCCAGUCUGAGGAGAGGGGUGGUCGAUGAUGAGAAGAGGUUCAAGUCAAUGCCUGAAAAUUGGCAAGCCCUUUACAGAGGGAUUAUACAAUUUAGGUCUCUCAAAC
This is a messenger RNA of Cuscuta europaea, 594 nucleotides long. The record is from the annotation of a GenBank genome assembly. Lineage: Eukaryota; Viridiplantae; Streptophyta; Magnoliopsida; Solanales; Convolvulaceae.